Sorex fumeus (smoky shrew) is the source of this 1468-nucleotide messenger RNA. RefSeq names its product homeobox A3 (gene HOXA3). Gene Ontology annotation, biological process: regulation of transcription by RNA polymerase II. The record is from RefSeq and is a predicted model, not a curated record. Gene Ontology annotation, cellular component: nucleus. Gene Ontology annotation, molecular function: DNA-binding transcription factor activity, RNA polymerase II-specific; RNA polymerase II cis-regulatory region sequence-specific DNA binding. Lineage: Eukaryota; Metazoa; Chordata; Mammalia; Eulipotyphla; Soricidae. The coding region runs from base 133 to 1461 and encodes 442 amino acids. The transcript has 3 exons.
GGAGAAGUUAAGGUCUGCGCGGUGCGGCCAUUGGCGGCGGAGCGUCACGUGACCGCGGGGGCGUGCCAAUGUGCGCCCUCACGGGUGUCAAGCCCCUGUCAGAGUGUGCGAUCCAGAUCUCGAAACUACGCGAUGCAAAAAGCGACCUACUACGACAGCUCGGCGAUCUACGGUGGCUACCCUUACCAGGCAGCCAACGGGUUCGCUUAUAAUGCCAACCAGCAGCCGUACCCCGCGUCCGCGGCCCUGGGCGCCGACGGCGAGUACCACCGACCGGCCUGCUCACUCCAGUCCCCCAGCGCGGGGGGGCAUCCCAAGGCGCACGAGCUGAGCGAAGCGUGUCUGCGUACCCUGAGCGGCCCGCCCAGCCAACCCCCCAGCCUGGGCGAGCCGCCCCUGGCCCCUCCGCCGCCCCAGGCCGCUCCCCCCGCCCCGCAGCAGCCGCAGCCCCCGCCGCAGCCCCCCGCGCCCGCCGCGGCUGUGCCCCCGACUCCCUCCUCCGUGUCCCCACCUCAGAAUGCCAGCAGCAACCCCGCCCCCGCCAGCGCCGCCAAGAGCCCCCUGCUCAACUCGCCCACCGUGGCCAAACAAAUCUUCCCUUGGAUGAAAGAGUCCCGGCAAAACACAAAGCAGAAAACCAGCGGCUCCAGCUCAGGGGAGAGCUGCGCGGGCGACAAGAGCCCUCCGGGGCAGGCGUCGUCCAAGCGGGCGCGCACGGCCUACACGAGCGCGCAGCUGGUGGAGCUGGAGAAGGAGUUCCACUUCAACCGCUACCUGUGCCGGCCGCGCCGUGUGGAGAUGGCCAACCUGCUGAACCUGACCGAGCGCCAGAUCAAGAUCUGGUUCCAGAACCGCCGCAUGAAGUACAAGAAGGAUCAGAAGGGCAAGGGCGUGCUGACGUCGUCGGGGGGCCAGUCCCCGAGUCGCAGCCCCGUGCCCUCCGGCGCGGGCGGCUAUCUGAACUCCAUGCAUUCUCUGGUCAACAGCGUCCCCUAUGAGCCCCAGUCGCCCCCACCUUUCUCCAAGCCUCCCCAGGGCGCCUACGGGCUGCCUCCAGCCUCUUACCCAGCACCCCUGCCCAGCUGCGCGCCCCCGCCGCCCCCGCAGAAGCGCUACGCGGCUGCGGGCGCGGGCGCCGGGGGCACACCCGACUACGACCCGCACGCGCACGGCCUGCAGGGCAACGGCAGCUAUGGGACCCCACACUUACAGGGAAGCCCCGUCUUCGUGGGGGGCAGCUAUGUGGAGCCCAUGAGCAACUCUGGGCCGGCCCUCUUUGGCUUAACGCAUCUCCCGCACGCCGCCUCGGCCGCCAUGGACUACGGGGGUGCAGGCCCGCUGGGCAGCGGCCACCAUCACGGGCCUGGGCCGGGGGAGCCGCACCCCACUUACACGGACCUUACCGCCCACCAUCCUUCUCAGGGAAGAAUUCAGGAAGCCCCCAAACUCACCCACCUGUGAUGGUGGG